GCUGCAGAGCACAUCUCACUUCCAUAAGAUCCGUCCCUCCAGCCGUCCUUUCUCCCCCCCCCAUUUGCACUAGGGCUGCACUACAAGACUCCCUCACAAUAUUUGAUCCUGAGAAGAGGCACAGACUGUUUUAUCUGGUGUUAAGGUCUCAGAGGAAGAAAAAAAAAACACUUCACUAACUGCAGCCAUGAACGGCACAGAAGGACCCAAUUUUUAUGUCCCCAUGUCUAACAAGACCGGGCUGGUUCGCAGCCCAUUUGAGCACCCUCAGUACUACCUGGCUGAGCCCUGGAAGUUCUCUCUUCUGGCUGCGUACAUGCUGUUCCUUAUCAUCACUGCCUUCCCCAUCAAUUUCCUCACCCUGCAUGUCACCGUCAAAAACAAAAAGCUGAGGACCCCUCUGAACUAUAUGCUGCUCAACCUGGCGGUGGCCGACCUCUUCAUGGUCAUCGGGGGCUUCACGGUCACUCUCUACACAGCCCUGCACGGAUACUUCAUCUUAGGGGUCACCGGCUGCAACAUUGAGGGAUUCUUCGCUACUUUGGGAGGAGAGAUCGGACUCUGGUCUCUGGUGGUUUUGGCAAUCGAGCGCUACAUUGUGGUCUGUAAGCCAAUGACCAACUUCCGCUUUGGGGAGAAACAUGCCUUCGCUGGGCUGGCAUUCACAUGGAUCAUGGCCAUGACUUGUGCUACCCCCCCUCUGCUUGGAUGGUCCCGGUACAUCCCAGAGGGAAUGCAGUGUUCCUGUGGGAUUGACUACUACACUCCCAAGCCUGAGAUCAACAACACCUCAUUAGUCAUCUAUAUGUUCGUCCUCCAUUUCUGUAUCCCCCUCUUCAUCAUUUUCUACUGCUACAGUUGCCUACUCUGCACUGUGCGAGCGGCUGCGGCCCAGCAGCAGGAGUCUGAAACCACCCAGAGAGCGGAGAAAGAGGUGACACGUAUGGUCAUCGUCAUGGUGAUCUCCUUCCUGGUGUGCUGGGUGCCCUACGCCACCGUGGCUUGGUACAUCUUUGCCAAUCAGGGAACUGAGUUCGGACCAGUGUUCAUGACUGCUCCGGCCUUCUUCGCCAAGAGUUCCGCUCUGUACAACCCAGUCAUCUACAUUCUGCUAAACAGACAGUUCAGAAACUGCAUGAUCACUGCGGUGUGCUGUGGAAGAAAUCCGUUUGGGGAUGAUGAUGCGGCGGCCGCCGCCACCUCUAAAACUCAGACUUCAUCUGUCUCAUCCAGCCAGGUGGCCCCCGCUUGACCCAAACCCCCUCCUCCCACCUUCAAUGUCCCAUCUGUCCCUGCACGCCUUGGGACCAUUCACCGCCAAGCAGCACUAUGUUCUAUUGGCCAAUCCUCUUGACUUACCUCUCCAUGUGUCUUCACUGCAGCGGCACAGCAGCACCUUUGGUGGGACUGACAUACUCAAGAGCCAGCAUGUGUAUUUUCAAUCCAUUUAAUCAUGGAAAGUGUUCAGCUGGCUUCACAGAGUUUAACCCGGCAUCAGGGGGGCGUGAUGAUCCAACUGAACACAUUCCAAGCUCCACACUGCCCCAAAAAAUAUAAUCGGUGAAAACAAACCACACCACAUGAUUUCACCCACAUCAAGUCUUGUUCCAGUAAUUGUUGCAGCUAUUUUUCCCCAAAAUGCGCUUGAAACUAUUGAUUGUACAAAUACUUAGAUGAAAAUUAGUCAUGAAUUUGUUUAGAUAUCUCAGACAAGUUUUUAAGGCAUCAGAUGGGGCUGUCAUUUGGUCUCUGUCUCUCCCCUUGUCUUCAUGGUGACACAGCCAGGGUUGUUAGUUUGCUCUUGGCAUUGACUGAGACAUGAGUGUAAAACAGAUGGACCUGAAAAAGAGCCUCUGCAGGGAGAGGGUGCCUCCUGCAAGAGAUAGGAUGCAUGUGCGUGUGUGCGUUGGAUGUUUAUGUGUUCGAAAGUACGUCAGAAUGUGUAUUAAAGAGAUACAGGGAUAUUAUUUUGUUAAUGUGUAAAGGCUAGGAUCUUGUGGAAGUUGUUCUGUGUCCUGCAAUAAAAACAAAGCUAAAUGUC
This is a messenger RNA of Epinephelus lanceolatus (giant grouper), 2041 nucleotides long. RefSeq names its product extra-ocular rhodopsin (gene exorh). Gene Ontology annotation, biological process: visual perception; phototransduction; G protein-coupled receptor signaling pathway. Gene Ontology annotation, cellular component: membrane. Lineage: Eukaryota; Metazoa; Chordata; Actinopteri; Perciformes; Serranidae. Gene Ontology annotation, molecular function: G protein-coupled receptor activity. The record is from RefSeq and is a predicted model, not a curated record.